AUGUCCUCCCAGCAGAAGAUCGCCAUCGUCUCGGUCUACGAUAAGACCGGUCUGUUGGACCUGGCCAAGGGUCUUGUCCAGCAGAAUGUUCGAAUUCUCGCCUCUGGAGGCACCUCUAAGAUGAUCCGAGAGUCGGGCUUCCCUGUCGAGGACGUUUCCGCCAUCACCAAGGCCCCUGAGAUGCUUGCUGGUCGCGUCAAGACUCUGCACCCUGCCGUCCACGCUGGUAUCUUGGCCCGCGACCUCGCCUCUGACGAGAAGGACCUUGCCGACCAGAACAUCAACAAGGUUGACUACGUCAUCUGCAACCUCUACCCCUUCAAGGACACUGUCGCCAAGAUCAACGUCAGCAUCCCCGAGGCUGUUGAGGAGAUCGAUAUUGGUGGUGUUACCCUCAUCCGCGCUGCCGCCAAGAACCACAAGCGUGUUACCAUCCUCAGCGACCCCAACGACUACGCGGGCUUCCUCAAGGAGCUCGAGAAGGGCGACGUCACCGAGAGCAGCCGCAACCGAUACGCCCUCAAGGCCUUCGAGCACACUGCCGACUACGAUGCCGCCAUCUCCCAGUUCUUCCGCAAGGAGUACGCUGGUAACGGCGACCAGUACAGCGCUCUCCGAUACGGCGCCAACCCCCACCAGAAGCCUGCUGCCGCCUACGUUUCCGAGGGUAACCUUCCCUUCAAGGUCCUUGGUGGCUCUCCUGGUUACAUCAACCUCCUCGACGCCCUGAACGCCUGGCCUCUCGUUAAGGAGCUCCACAAGGCCCUUGGCAAGCCCGCCGCUGCCAGCUUCAAGCACGUCUCUCCUGCUGGUGCUGCCAUCGGCCUCCCUCUUACUGAGGAGGAGAAGAAGGUCUACUUUGUCCACGACAUUGAGGGCAUUGACGAGUCCAGCCUCGCCCAGGCUUACGCUCGUGCCCGUGGUGCCGACCGCAUGAGCAGCUUUGGCGACAUGAUUGCUCUUAGCGACGUCGUUGAUGUUCCUACUGCUCGCAUCAUCUCCAAGGAGGUCUCUGACGGUGUCAUUGCUCCUGGCUACGAGGAAGCCGCUCUUGAGAUCCUCAAGAAGAAGAAGGGUGGCCGAUACCUGGUUCUUCAGAUCGACCCUGAGUACAAUCCUCCUGCUACCGAGACCCGCACUGUCUACGGUAUCAACCUCCAGCAGCACCGUAACGAUGUUGAGAUCACCCCCAAGCACUUCAACACCAUCAUCACCCCCAAGGACACUGCUUCCCUCCCCGAGAGCGCUGCUCGCGACCUUACCAUCGCCACCAUCACUCUCAAGUACACUCAGAGCAACUCUGUGUGCUACGCCUACAAUGGACAAGUCGUUGGUCUCGGUGCUGGACAGCAGUCCCGAAUCCACUGCACCCGACUUGCUGGCGACAAGGCCGACAACUGGUGGAUGCGAUUCCACGAGCGCGUUCUCGGCAUCAAGUGGAAGAAGGGUACCAAGCGUCCCGACAAGAGCAACGCCAUUGACCUGCUCGUCAGCGGCCAGCUCCCUAAGGAUGGUCCUGAGCGCGAGGCUUUCGAAGGUGUCUUUGAGGAGGUCCCUGCUGCCUUUACUGCCGAGGAGCGUGAGGCUUGGAUGAAGCAGCUCAAGAAUGUUUGCGUUUCCAGCGACGCUUUCUUCCCCUUUAUUGACAACGUCUUCCGCGUGUCUCAAUCAGGAGUCAAGUAUGUUGCUGCCCCUGGAGGCAGCCAGAACGACUCUGCUGUCUUUGACACCGCCGAGAAGCUGGGCAUUACCUUUGUUGAGCAGAACAUUCGUCUGUUCCACCACUAA
This is a messenger RNA of Fusarium pseudograminearum CS3096, 1788 nucleotides long. RefSeq lists its product as uncharacterized. Gene Ontology annotation, molecular function: IMP cyclohydrolase activity; phosphoribosylaminoimidazolecarboxamide formyltransferase activity. Gene Ontology annotation, biological process: 'de novo' IMP biosynthetic process. Bases 1 to 1788 code for a protein of 595 amino acids. The record is from RefSeq and is a predicted model, not a curated record. NCBI's taxonomy places the organism in Eukaryota, Fungi, Ascomycota, Sordariomycetes, Hypocreales, Nectriaceae. The transcript has 3 exons. Gene Ontology annotation, cellular component: cytosol.